AUGAAGACCAUCCUGCUGCUCCUUGCUGCCCUGGCUGUGGCCGUGGGGCCAGCCCGAGCUCUCCGCUGCCAUGUGUGCACCAGCACCACCAACUGCAAGGAGCCACAGACAUGCUCGGCUGGCUCUCGCUUCUGCAGGACCAUGACCACGGUGGAGCCUCUGUCGGGGAACCUGGUGAAGAAGGACUGCGUGGAGUGGUGCACACCCACUCACACCCAGCAAGGCCAGGUCAGCAGCGGCACGAGCAGCACCCGGUGCUGCCAGGGCGACCUGUGCAACGAGAAGCUGUACAAUGCCGCACCCGCCCGGGCCCCACUCGCCAGCACUGCCCUCGGCCUGGGGCUGGCCCUUGGCCUGCUUGCCCUCCUUUUGGCCCCCAACCUUUGA
Propithecus coquereli (Coquerel's sifaka) is the source of this 387-nucleotide messenger RNA. It is a transcript of the gene LY6D, whose product is annotated as lymphocyte antigen 6 complex, locus D. Bases 1 to 387 code for a protein of 128 amino acids. Gene Ontology annotation, cellular component: cell surface. Lineage: Eukaryota; Metazoa; Chordata; Mammalia; Primates; Indriidae. The record is from RefSeq and is a predicted model, not a curated record. The transcript is spliced from 3 exons. Gene Ontology annotation, biological process: lymphocyte differentiation.